GCUGUUUAUUACUUAAAAAAGAAGAAGACAAAUUAGUCAUCAAACAAAAUUCGACGCAAAUUUGUUAAAAUUUAUUAAAUUAGUUUUAAAAGCUUACGCAAAGCACAAAAUGAAUCGACUUUUUGGACGUGGAAAACCCAAGGAGCCCGGACCAAGUCUAAAUGACUGCAUUACGGGGGUGGAUGCUCGGGCUGCAAAUAUUGAGGAGAAGAUUGCGAAAUUGGAGACGGAGCUGCGUAAAUAUCGUGAGCAAAUGAGCAAAAUGCGUGAAUCCCCUGCAAAGAACUCGGUUAAGCAAAGAGCGCUGCGUGUGCUCAAACAAAAGAAGGCCUACGAGCAACAAGCUGAAUCUCUGCGAAAUCAAUCGUUCAAUAUGGAACAGGCCAACUAUGCCGCCCAAUCGCUCAAGGAUACUCAAGCCACAGUGGCCGCCAUGAAGGAUGGUGUGAAGCAGAUGAAGACGGAAUAUAAGAAAAUUAAUAUUGAUCAAAUUGAGGACAUGCAUGACGAUAUGGCAGAUAUGCUUGAGCAGGCCGACGAGGUGCAGGAGGCCAUGGGACGCACCUACGGCAUGCCCGAAGUGGACGAUGAUGACCUACAGGCAGAGCUUGAUGCAUUGGGCGACGAAAUGGCUUUGGACGAUGAUUCCAGCUACUUGGAUGACGUUGUCAAGGCGCCCGAAGCCCCAGACAGAGAACCAGGCGCUGAUAGCAUUAAGCCGGGCAAGAGCACCAUUGAAACGGAUGAAUUUGGUCUGCCUAAGAUUCCAACCUCCUUGAAGACAACAUAAAAAGUUGUUUUCCAUAUACAUAUAUAUAUGUUCAUAUUAAAGUUUAGAGGAAAAAAGAAAAAACGCUUCGUUUCCAU
Molecule: messenger RNA, 867 nt
Organism: Drosophila hydei
Lineage: Eukaryota; Metazoa; Arthropoda; Insecta; Diptera; Drosophilidae
Gene: Vps60
Product: charged multivesicular body protein 5
Exons: 4
Coding region: 110-790 (226 amino acids)
Biological process (GO): late endosome to vacuole transport via multivesicular body sorting pathway; vesicle budding from membrane
Cellular component (GO): multivesicular body
Source: RefSeq, a predicted model, not a curated record